AUGAGCUCCAUGAUCGAGACCAGUAAUGACUGGGUACGAGAGGAUGAGCUCGACUUGGGCCAGGAAGACGAUGACCACUCCCCGCCCACCCACAACGGCAUCUCCGACCAUGCCAACCCUCAGGAGCCAUCGCACCAUGACUCAAUGGCUUACUUCGAGGAGGAUAUCCCCGGUCUAGCUAGCGAAAGCCAUGUAUCGGGGAAGCCAAUCCCGCCUGUUGACGCCGAUUCGACCGACCUCCCCUCGUCGCCGCGGUCCGGGCAGCCCGGCGCUCCCGGUAGCGUUGAUGAGACCCUUUCGACGCCGGAUGAUACCCCGUCCUUGCAUGGAUCUCUUCUAUCGUCGCGAAGCAGCAGCGCGUUGGCCCUCCGGGGCUCCCCUCACCUCAGUCCCAGUCCUUCCCAUCGCCCAUUCGACCGUCGCUUUCAGUCCAGACUAUCGUCCGCUUCGCCCGUUAGUUUCCGGUCAUCAUCGCCGUUUCUAGCCCAGCUUCACUCUCGAAAAUCCUCCCUUACUAGCCACCUAUCGCCGGGUACCGUCGACUCGGGUGUAGACACCCCUCUGGGGCCCUGGGAUGUCGUGCAAUGGACUAGGUUGAGGAAGAUCAAUGGGCAGGCGUUUUCGGAGGUUGGAAAGCGGAACUUUGGGUAUCCCACUUGUAUGGCCGUCUCGACGUCUAUCGUUGUGGGCACGUCCAAGGGCAUUAUUCUGGUGUUCGAUUACCAGCAGAACCUGAAGACAAUCGUGGGACUUGGGACAAAGGCUGUUGAAUGUGGUGCGAUCGCAUCCCUAGCGCUUUCGGCGGAUCAUUCGACGGUUGCGGGGGGCCACACUUCGGGCGACAUAUUCACAUGGGAGAUAUCGCGGUCAGCACGACCGUUCCUUCAUAUUCCCCCAAUCCCAGCCAACCAAGUCGAUGCUCGAACUUCCGAUGGUCAUAUCUCGGGUGCGCCGGUCAUCCAUGUAGGAUUCCUAGGCACGCGACGCACGGCACUUGUCUCUGCUGAUAAGCGAGGAAUGGCGUUCUCCCACCUGGCGACCCGGGGCAUGGGCGCAAUGGGACGAACGGUGAAGACCACCCGGAUUUUGGGUCGUUAUCCCCAGGUCUUUGCUGAAGGAAGCCGGCCGCGAAAACCGAGUUCGGUCCUGGCAUUUUCGCCGCUCCCGCUCGGCAAUGUCGAGCAGCCAACCGACUCGCUAGGUCUGGUGGCAAUGCUCACUCCCUAUCUCUUGGUCAUUGUCUCGACUACGCCUGUCGCGCAAACGCAGCACAAAUCGCCCCGCCCGAAAGAAGUUACCGCGCAUGGUGCCAUGACCGGCGCCCUGGCCUGGUUUCCGGCCAUCCGGCUCAAGGGCAAAGAUUCCGAGAUUUCCAAAACGAAGCUUGUGUAUUGUUGGUCCAAUGUGCUGACGGUGAUGGAUGUCUCGGAGGUGGAAACCGAUGAGGCGCCGAGCCGGGAUCGCCCUCCAAGCCUCGCCUUCAAACCCCGGAGCAGAUGGAAGGCCGAUGAAGCGAUCGUUGCAGUGCAGUGGCUGAGUCGCUCGGUGCUGGCGGUGCUGACAAUCACACAGCAGUUGCUGAUUCUCGAAGAUUAUUCAAUGCGCGUCACGGAAGCGGUGGACCUCCUCAACCGGCACAUCUACCACGUGGAUCUGUUCUCUGCUCAUCUGCAUAGCCUAGUGGAGCAGUUUAAUGAAGAGGACACUUCGAUGCACGGUGUGGUGGCAGAUGCCUUCUACAUGAGCUUUCGCUCCUACAAGGGGCGCCUCUUUCUUUUGGGCUUCAACGAAAUGCUGAUCGGAGGCCUCUCAAACUGGGCGGAUCGGUUGCUAGCCCUCAUGGAAGCCGGUGACUUCAUCGGUGCGAUCCAGCUGGCCACAUCGUAUUACCAAGGCAGUGCGGAGAAGCUGACCAUUGGCCUCCCGGAAGAGGACGCGUUGAGGCAGCCUCUGGUUCGGGACAAGCUCCUGGAAAUGAUCUCGGCUUCACUGAAGUAUGCCUUUGGACGGAAUGCGGAAGCGAACAGCGGCAGGCUGGGGAACGGACAGCUUGAGAAACUGGCUGAGGCGUCCAUCUCGGCCUGCGUCUGCAUGUCCGAGGAAGACUUCCUCUGGGACGAGGUGUUUAACUGGUAUGAGGAGAAUGGCUUACCGGGGAUCUUCCUCGAUGCGCUCGAACCGUAUAUCGUGGAGGGAACCGUCCGGUCCCUUCCUCCGACGGCAGUCAAAGCUCUCAUCAACCACUUUGCGACGAACCACAGUGCCAGCCGACUGGAAGAGAUCAUCUGUCUGCUGGAUACCGCCACGAUGGACAUUGAUCAAACCACUACGCUGUGUAAGCACCACAACUUGUACGACGCGUUUAUCUACGUUUGGAAUCGCUGCCUGGGAGACUACGUGGGCCCUUUGCAGGAGCUCCUGCAGCUCAUCCCCACCCCAGAGGCGCUCGUCAACGGGGAAUCGGUCGAUGGGCUCAAGCGAUACACCAAUGCGAUGAAGAUGUUUCCGUAUCUCUCCUUCACCCUCACCGGCCGUGUCUAUCCGACCGGGGCAGACAUGGACGACACCGAGGCGACGCGAGCCAAGGCGACCCUGUAUGAUUAUUUGUUUUCCGGAAAGCCCUCUGGCACCAAGCCCGGGGCUCGAUCUCAGCCAGGCGGGUCGUUCCCAGAUCUUCAGGCUAUACUGCGAUUCGAUCCGUCUAGCUUUAUGAGCAUGAUGAAUGAGGCGUUCGAGGACAGUUUUCUGAACGAGCAGGAACUCGACGAGACCCCUUUCCGGGGGGUGUCCAUCAACCGACAAUAUUUGAUUAGCAUUCUGUUACAGGUUAUGACCCAGUCCUUCGAUGCAUCUGAUACGAUUUACCUAGACAUGUUUCUUGCACGCAAUCUUCCCAAAUACCCCCAAUACAUCCUCCUUUCCGGCAGCACGCUUCACCAGGUCUUGGAGCGACUGUGCCGAUACCCAAACCUGGACAUGGCCGACGAUUGUGAGCUGAGCGCCGAGUACCUGCUAUCCUUCUACCACCCGCCCCAUGUCCAAGCCAUGAUCCCGCUCUAUAAGGAAGCGCGCUUUUUCCGCAUCCUAAAGUCCACGUAUCGCUCCGAAAAACAGUAUCCGGAGUUGGUACUCACAUACCUCGAAGACCCGAAUGAGCAGGAGGCCAUCUUUACAUGCCUACAAGACUGCCUUCGUCCUGCCUCCGGCCUGGGCAAGAAGCAGCGGCGUGAUGUUGUCGACGUGGUCAAAGAGCAUGCGGGCCAGCUGGCCGCGAUCGAUGUUGAAAAGGCCGCCCAGACGAUGCACGGCUUCGCCCCAGAGACCCAUGAGACCUUCCUCAAGGUGUUGAAAGAUGACCCCUAUCGGCAGUAUCGGUACUUGGCCGUUGUGGUUGGCGUUUCCAUCCAGUCGGUGGCGGAGGGUCGCCAGGCCAAGCCCAUUGAGAAUUGGAUGGUCGAACGGUACGUGCAACUACUCUGCAAGUACAACCCCUCUCGCGUGGCCGACUUUGUCGAUGAUCUACGAGUUGGGGACGUUCGGUUGGAGGAGCUACUGCCAUUCAUGGAGGAUAGUGGUGUCGUGGACGCCGCCGUGAUUCUGCUGGCUCGACAAGGCCAAGUCCGGGCCGCGAUGGACCGUCUCAUUGCCCAUCUGGGAACCCUCGAGUCCGGCCUGGUGGGCAUCCUGCAAAACAUGCACGACAGUCCGGACUCGGCAAGCACGACGGAGGCCAUUGACCACCUCGUCGAGUCUCUGGACAAGUAUACGCGGGUGGGAACCUGGCUUUGCCAGGGGCAGAGCAAGACGGCCAAGAACUCACGCGCCGUGGAACGAAAUGGGUCAGGCAAGGGUGUUCUGGAGCAGCCUCUUUCGUUCGACGAAAGCCUGUGGCUCGAUCUGAUCGAGGCAGCCGUGCGGACGGCCAGCAGCGUUUUUGGGCUGGGGCAGAAAGGGCCUGCAGAAGUUCCGGUGACCCCAGCGACGAGCCACUUGGUGUCGGCAUUCCGCGCCCUGGUGCAGCAGGUAUUCAUGUCGUUGCUCUCCAGCACGGUGCGGGUUGGAGGAUCGUCGCCCAGCGAGCGUAGCGAUGUCGGCUUCCUGCGGAUCUUGCGGGCAUUCCUCACGCGGGCGGCCAGCUGGUCCCCGUCGCUCCUGGAGCUGCGGGCGGUGCUGGAGUCGAUCUUUUCGGCGUACACGUACGAGAAGUCCCUUUUGGCGCUGGCCAACGGGAUGCUGGACCGGGACCUGUUUGUGCAUGUGGACGAGGUGACGCGGCAGCGGCAGCGGGGAUGGCGACCACGAGGGCAGCUGUGCGAGAUGUGCCGGCAGCGCAUCUGGGGACCUGGGGUUGGGCCCCAGUACUGGCAGGCGUGGGAGCAGAAGCAGGCGGAGACGCAGGAGCAGCGUGUCCGGAAGCGAGUGCAGGAGCAAAAUGAUCCGGCGACCGCGCGGGGGAAGGGCAAGGCCGCCGAUGCAGGUCAGCCGGACCCUCUGGUAGAUGGGCAUGCGGCGGUGGCAGAUGGGGUGGUCGCAAAUGGGGAAGGGGCAGGCGUGGGAGGAGGGCCGGUGGUGGUGUUCUCCUGUCGGCAUCUAUACCAUCGGCGGUGUCUCCUGGAGGUGGCUUCGUCGCGUGCGGCGGGGCGUCCCCCGCAUCAGCCGCCUGGAGCGUUCCAUGGAUGGGAGGAGUUGGUGUGCCCCGUUUGUCCUGUACAUAAUGAGCCAGCGAUGGCAGCGUGA
This is a messenger RNA of Aspergillus sclerotioniger CBS 115572, 4737 nucleotides long. RefSeq names its product CORVET complex membrane-binding subunit VPS8. The transcript has 3 exons. Bases 1 to 4737 code for a protein of 1578 amino acids. Gene Ontology annotation, molecular function: protein binding. Gene Ontology annotation, biological process: protein targeting to vacuole; endosomal vesicle fusion. The record is from RefSeq and is a predicted model, not a curated record. NCBI's taxonomy places the organism in Eukaryota, Fungi, Ascomycota, Eurotiomycetes, Eurotiales, Aspergillaceae. Gene Ontology annotation, cellular component: HOPS complex; late endosome.